Molecule: messenger RNA, 2903 nt
Organism: Haliotis rufescens (red abalone)
Lineage: Eukaryota; Metazoa; Mollusca; Gastropoda; Lepetellida; Haliotidae
Exons: 11
Coding region: 34-1491 (485 amino acids)
Biological process (GO): homophilic cell-cell adhesion; heterophilic cell-cell adhesion
Cellular component (GO): adherens junction
Source: RefSeq, a predicted model, not a curated record
GUCACACGUGUUGGCGACGAUGUUAAUAUAACCAUGAACCCAGCUAAUGUCAGCAAAACAUAUUUCGUAUGGAGGAAUGGUUCGAUAAAACUGUUAGUGGUCGUGCCUAAGUCACACCGUGUAGAGGUACUCAACAGCAGUCACACCGGCUACAUGACCAGGAUCAGAUACACAGGGGAGGACUCAUUAUCACAGACCGGACAGCUGAGGUUUACCAUCUACAAUGUUACUGUACAGGACGCUGGUUCUUACUCAUGUCAAACAACCAGUCAUAAGAUGGUACCUGGAUGUAGACAGGUCCUCGUUGUAUCACAGAAGCCGACCACACCAAACAUCACAGGACCUCCCUCAGCUGUAUCAGGUGAGAAUGUCACCCUGACAUGCUCCUCCUCCUCCCAGAGUCUGCCCCCGGACCACCCCCCACUGAACAUGACCUACACCUGGAUGAGGAACAGGACCCUGCCGGAAUCUGGUGACGGGUCUCACACAGGCGGAGAUGUCCUGACAAUAACCCACAUCAGCAGAGAAAACCAGGGAUACAUCUACACCUGCCAGGCUGUGGAGGAGGGGCUGGAGUCUGACUGGAGUCACGGACAUGUACUGGAAGUUCAGUAUGGACCUGACCAGAUACAGUUUAACGGUGCAAGUGGCAGGCUAAAGGCAGUAGAAGGUGACCCUCUCACAGUGAGAUGUUCUGCUGACUGUCACCCCGCCUGCACUGUGACCUGGUGGGACACAUCCAGACAGGAGGUGAUCACGGGACAGAGGGAGGCUGUGUUGUAUAUACCAGCUGUAGACAGAUCUGUGUCUGGACAGUACACGUGUCACGUCAACAACAGAUAUGGGAAUACAUCACGGAACCUGACGCUGGACGUUUUCUCACGAGAGGUUACUGGAGUUGGCGUCGCUUCGACCGUCCCUGUCGCUGCUGUCUGUUCUGUCCUGAUCGUCGUCACCGCUGUGGUCGUCAUAUUUCUUGUUCGUAGAAAACAGACACGUGAAGAGAGGGGAUACAUUCAUAACCGCGUCGUCACAUAUACCCGGGACGAGGAAACAGACGGAAGCUACCAGGAAAUAGAAGAGGGAGGAUCCAUUCAAAAUCGCAUGGUCUCAUAUGUCCGGGACGAGGACAAAGAUGGGAGCUACCAGGAGAUAGAAGAAGAGGUGAACGUAGACGACAUCGCCCCUCUUGUAGCUGUCUACUCUGUCAUGCUCACGGCUGUGGCGGUUGUGGUGGCAGCAGUUGCUAUUCUUGUCUGCAAGGACGUAAAAGAUGGUCACAGCAGAAGAUUUGGUGAAUAUCUCACUGUGGUGGGCGAGAGACUAUCCUGUGACAUCAGUGAUGCACCUUGUGCUGCAAUCAACGACGAGGAUGCCUUAUCCUUGCAUGAUUAUGAGCGAUUACUGAGGGAACAGUUCCACAUCUACACAUGUCUCAACCCUUCAGCUUCCUCUACAGAGGACCACAGUACCAGGUGCAGCCUCAUGUGAGGGAACAGUUUCCCAUCUACACAUGCCUCCACCCUUCAGCUUCCUCCACAGAGGACAGACGUACCAGGUGCAGCCUAAUGUGAGGGAACAGUUUCCCAUCUAAACGCGUCCCAACCCUUCAUCUUCUUCUACACACGUCCACUGUACCGGGUGCAGCUUAAUGUAAGAGAACAGUUUCCGAUCUACAUGUGUCCCAAUCCUUCAGCUUCCUUUAUGGACGUCCACUGUACCAGGUACAGCCUAAUGUGAGGGAACAGUUCCACGUCUACACGUGUCUCAACCCUUCAGAUUCCUCUACAGACGUCCACUGUACCAGGUGCAGCCUAAUGUGAGGGAAGAUUUCAACAUUUACACGCCUCUCUCCAUCCUUCAGCUUCCUCUACAGACGUCCGCAGUACCAGGUGCAGCCUAAUGUGAGGGAACAGUUCCACAUCCACACGUCUGUCCAUUCUUCAGCUUCCUCUACAUACGUCCACAGUACCAGGUGCAGCCUAAUGUGAGGGAACACUUCCACAUCCACAGGUCUGUCCAUCCUUCAGCUUCCUCUACAGACGUCCACAGUCCCAGGUGUAGCCUAAUGUGAGGGAACAGUUCCACAUCUACAUGUGUGUGCACCCUUCAGCUUCCUCUACAGACGUCCACAGUACCAGGUGCAGCCUAAUGUGAGGGAACAGUUCCACAUCCACACGUCUGUCCAUCCUUCAACUUCCUCUACAGACGUCCACAGUACCAGGUGUAGCCUAAUGUGAGGGAACAGUUCCACAUCUACAUGUGUGUGCACCCUUCAGCUUCCUCUACAGACGUCCACAGUACCAGGUGCAGCCUAAUGUGAGGGAACAGUUCCACACCCACACGUCUGUCCAUCCUUCAGCUUCCUCUACAGACGUCCACAGUACCAGGUGUAGCCUAAUGUGAGGGAACAGUUCCACAUCUACACGUGUCUCAACCCUUCAGAUUCCUAUACAGACUUCCACUGUACCAGGUGCAGCCAAAUUGGAGGGAAGAUUUCAACAUUUACACGCCUCACUCCAUCCUUCAGCUUCCUCUACAGACGACCACAGUACCAGGUGCAGCCUAAUGUGAGGGAACAGUUCCACAUCCACACGUCUGUCCAUCCAUCAGCUUCCUCUACAGAAGACCACAGUACCAGGCACAGCCUCAUGUGAGGGAACAGGCAAAGGGAAACGUUUACCCCGAUGUGCGAUGCAAGGAAAGCUUCGAGGCCCUGACGUUUCAUAUGCAUGGUUUCGAUAUAUCAAGCGGAGGAUCACAUUGACAUUAACAUUUAUGCAAUAUUAUCGCUUUUAACAUUAUCAUAGAACACGUCAGACUACGUUCAUUUCAUAUGGAAAACCUCAUUAUGUGUGACGCACUGCCCGCAAAUCACACCAGAAGCUGAAAUCUGUCAGUGU